Molecule: messenger RNA, 1451 nt
Organism: Rhagoletis zephyria (snowberry fruit fly)
Lineage: Eukaryota; Metazoa; Arthropoda; Insecta; Diptera; Tephritidae
Product: protein similar-like
Source: RefSeq, a predicted model, not a curated record
GAUAUUUAUGUGUAAGCGUCAAUCUGUUAUUAUUAUACGUACGUUCAUAAAUAUAUAUGUAUAUAAGUUUAUCUAAUAACUAGAAUUGUUUACGUACCGUUAAGAAAACAAGCAUUGUUCAAUAUUUGUGUCGACGAAGUGGACAUGCAUUUUUAGCUUAAGUUUAUAGUUUUGAACUAAAAAUUCUUUAGCAUUUUAUAUUAUUUAAUAUAAGUAUAGUUAUUUGAUAUAUGUAAAUAUGUGAAUACAAAUCGAUCCAUUUGCAAUAUUGUAUAAAAAAAACAUGAGCAUUUAAUGUUUCUUAAAUGAAAUUACGAAUAGAACCUGCCUUGUUGCAGUCAUUCUAGUUACAAUAAAUAUUAUUCUUUUUUCGGUAUAUUUUGAAUUUAAAGGUAAUUCGUGCACAUCGCCUCCAUUCUUUAAUUGUUCUAAUAUAUUUCGGUCUUUUUUGCUGAUUUUUCUACUUGUAAAUUACCUUUAAAUACCUAAAAUAAAACUAAUCUUUGCUUUUCUUUUAUUUUCUCUAAAACAAUCCAUACACAGAAUCCUACUUACGGCAAACAAAGCGAUAUGCUAGUGGAUGAGGAAUCCUUGGACAAAGAACCAUCGCCACCACUUGUUAGACCAUUGCAUUGCCUAACUUCGACGGCCACGGUCCUACGUAAUUAUCGCCACAAUCCAAUGAUUGGUGGUCCAGAUGUUUUACCUUCGCCGCCAUUUGGUCCUACCGGCAAUAAUAACAUCAGCGCUGGCAACGGCAGCGGCAGCGGCAGCGGCAGCGACGACGCGAGCCCACCUGACCUGACACCGGCCGAAACUGAAUCCACUGAAUCGGAUAGCGGCAUUGAUGACAUCAGUCUAGUUGACGCUUCCUCACCGGUGAAGAUAUCGUUGGACAAUCGCAAAAGCGCUAUUUCGAAACCGCUGAGUGGUUGCUCAGCAGCCACUAAAGAUAUGCUCUUGAUAAAGUGCUUGACUAGCAGAGCAGCCAAGAAACGUGGUGCAAUGGACGCACUGGCCAUCGAACCACAAUUUAAGCAACAACAGCCGUUUUCUUCAGUAGACAACUCAAGCGACGAUGGUGGUAGUGAGGACAGCAAUGAUGGUGACAUUAACGAAGCUUCUAAUGGCAAUCGGGGCCGAAAGCGAUUGUUGGACGACAUAAAUCCACUCAUGGAACCGUUUAUAAUGGACUUGUGCAAUGAUGACUACGAUGUGGCGGCUACCGAACAACUACUAGGAAGCAACGGAAUCGAAGACGUACUCAGCGAUUGGACGCACGAAAUGGCCUAGCUGAAGCAAAACAUUGUUAGUAACCGGACAAAAGAAUCAAACCAAACAAAGGCAAAAACGACAACGGCAAGGGACAUGGAAUUCGCGGACACAAUAGAAAAAAGUCAGAGUUUAUAAAUGGGAUCCAGGGGGAAAAAUAUUACAGGAAGAACGAUUGA